AUGACUCGAGAGCAAACAAAACAAAUUAUGGCAUGUGACAAGACAUCACGCUCCUGCCUUGUCAGCACUCGAAAGCCGCGACUUCUGCUUUUGAAGCUUCCAAGGUUGGGUACGCAGCCAACCCUUCUGUCUCAUACUCCUACAACACUGUCACUGUCAUCGGGGAAGCAGGAGUAUCAGAGUCAAGUCCUCACCUCUGGCCCUCUGCUCGGUGUCAGCAAAGAGCGAGCCAUGUUGACGAAGCAGAGGGGUAUCAGUGAGAGGCGUGAAAGAAUCUUUGCACAACUACAGUGA
Molecule: messenger RNA, 294 nt
Organism: Penicillium mononematosum
Lineage: Eukaryota; Fungi; Ascomycota; Eurotiomycetes; Eurotiales; Aspergillaceae
Exons: 1
Coding region: 1-294 (97 amino acids)
Source: RefSeq, a predicted model, not a curated record